Molecule: messenger RNA, 522 nt
Organism: Drosophila mauritiana
Lineage: Eukaryota; Metazoa; Arthropoda; Insecta; Diptera; Drosophilidae
Gene: Sfp51E
Exons: 2
Coding region: 1-423 (140 amino acids)
Source: RefSeq, a predicted model, not a curated record
AUGAUUCGAAAGUGUUUAGUUCUUAUUCUAGUCCUGGGUUUCCUUCAUCUCACCUGGAGUUCAUCGGGGGGGUCGUGCAAGGAUGGUUCGGUUUUCAAUCCCAAAAAGGGAGAAUGUGAACCACAGCCACCAACAGAACCUCCAGAUAGUUGCCGACCCGGAACGUACUGGGUUCUAGAGAGGAAAUCGUGUAUCAAGUUUCGGCAAGUAAUAUCUGGAUAUUUUCCAGCAAAACCUGAAAUGUCAACUCAAUACCUAAAGUGCCCCAAAGGAUUCAUUUCUUUAAGAAAUUUGUGUGUAAAGGAGCUAAAAAAUAAAAACAAAACUCAAGGGAGCGGUAAAAACGGAAUAGAGGUGGAUAUGGACGAUAAAUUUAAAAUUGUCAUAAAAGAAAAACAGACUGACCAUCCUCAUGAUGCAUAAGUUUCAUCGUUUGCCGGAUUUAUGAUAUAAAUAUUAAUCGAUUAUUGGUCAAAAGGAAGUCUGCAAGUGUCCUUAAUAUAAUAAAACUAUAAAGUUAAA